Pichia membranifaciens NRRL Y-2026 is the source of this 2676-nucleotide messenger RNA. RefSeq lists its product as hypothetical. Gene Ontology annotation, molecular function: transcription cis-regulatory region binding. Gene Ontology annotation, cellular component: nucleus. NCBI's taxonomy places the organism in Eukaryota, Fungi, Ascomycota, Pichiomycetes, Pichiales, Pichiaceae. The transcript has a single exon. The record is from RefSeq and is a predicted model, not a curated record. Gene Ontology annotation, biological process: regulation of transcription by RNA polymerase II. The coding region runs from base 1 to 2676 and encodes 891 amino acids.
AUGGCCACCCCGUACACCCCGCUGCUGGAUGCGCACGGCCAGGCCAGUCCUGACUCCGGACAGAGCGAACAUGACGCUGACGACAAGGACGGCCUACCCGAAGCCACCUCUCGAGACAGGUACUCCGGCUCCUCUGCGACCGAGGCUGCAGCAGCGGCUGCUGCUGUGGCAACAAGCAGACCUGUCGGAGAAGUAGUAGAUUCCGACACACCAGGCACAGGUGCAGGUGCAGGUACAGCCCCAAGUCCAAAGAAACACAACAAGCAGAAAGACCUCGUCUUCUAUGACCACGGAACAACGCAGGAGAAAAAAACGCACUCCACCAAGACGCCAAAGGCCCCGACCCGCCGCAGGGGGCCAGGACGUCCACCAGGAAGUCGAAACAGGGCGACCAUCGCACGAAUGAAGGCCGAACAGGAAGCUAUCGAGCUUUUCCGCAAGUCGAACCCUGACAUGCCCUCCUACACACUACACUCAGCCCCCGGCGAUGCUCCCACGACUGUCUCUGGGAAGGAACAUUCGGAACAACCAUUGGCAGUUUAUACGAGCACCCCAGCUACGUACUCAAACCCUAAUGCACACCAUGUGCCGAAUCAACCCCCUAAGAGCUCCAUCGAUGCGCACUGGUCCAAGUACCCCGAGUGGGACCCUCCUCCAGCAGAACAGCAGCAACUUUCUCAACAGUACCGUCACUCGCAUCCUCCUGCUCUCACAAACGAGCACUACUCGCAACUGCAAUUACAGCCUCAGCCUGAAGGGAAACCUCUGCAACAGCCUCAACCAAAUCAACUACCACAACAGCAGCCACAACAGCAGCCACAACAAUCACAACAACCGCAACAAGCAUUACCACAACAACCAUUGCCUCAGAUCAGGUAUCCAAUAAUCCAACCUCGUUCUACACACUCAUCAAUAUCAGGUCCUUCUUUUCAUCAUCCUCCACCACACCCUUCGCUCGCUGCUCAUCAACCACACUAUCAACCAUCUUUGGGCUACAGCUUUUCGUCGGAAAACCUUACUUCUCAGCCUCUUGUCCACCACGUGUCGUACCCUCCAGGGAGCUCUCAAGUUACCUCCUCCAUGCAACCUUUUUUCAAGAAUGAUGGCUACCACCCUGCAACAGAUCCAGGAAGCCACUUUUCUCAUCAGAACACGACUCCGAGAAACAGUAUCUCAUUGAGUUCGUCCUCCCACGUUGCAACCACAGGCUACCCAGAUACCACAGUGUUCCACCGGCCAAGAAAUUCUGUAACCUCCAACACGAAAACGCUGAGUCCAGGCUCAACUUCUGCCAAACUCUCCCAUCAUCAUCCCAGUUCGAGUUUUUUGGCCAACAGGCAAUCAUUUGGCUACCAUCAUCUCCUGGUGUAUCCGCAUCAGGUUAACCCCGAUGAUUUUGAAAGGACUAGCAACUCAUCGAAUACGCUCAAGAAUAAUGAUGAAGCCGACGAAAUUCAAGUCAAACUCGAAAAGGAUACUGAAACCCUGGAAAUUGCAAGACUUUCUCCUCAAUAUGGCCGAUUAAAUUCACGCUAUGAUCCUCUAGACAAAACCAAACCUGCAGACCAUAGUCCUGGCAGCGCAAAAGAGGAAAACUCCGAGAAAUACUCAAACAUCGGUGAGAUUCAAGCUAGAACUCGAAACGUGAGCAUAGAUGCUGGUACCGGUACCAGCAUGACAGCAAAUAGAAGUGAUACCUCUCGCAACCCUACAGAAACCGCUUACUUACACAGACCAUACACUAAGAGAAUAGAGCUUAGUGAACAAGAGACAAAAACAGAUAGAGAAAGACCCGCCAUCUCGUACGAUAGCAAACCACCAUUUCCGCAUUACAGCCCUGCAGUUGCAAAUAAUGGAAACAUAGGCAUGUACUAUAAUGUCAGCAACAUGACUUCGCCUUCUUCGGCCAAUUCUUGGACAGCCAAUCCUUACUCCUCAUUUCCACCACCAGGAUUUUUUUCAACUGGCAGUUCUUACAGUAUGCCUCAACAGCAACAGCAACAGCAGCAACAGCAACAGCAAUUGCCUCAGCAGCAACAGCAGCAGCAACAGCAACAUUAUCCACCACAGCAACAUCAUCAACACCAAAUUCAAUCUCAGCAACAACCACAACAAACACAACAACAGCAACAGCAUCAACCGCAGCAUCAACCGCAGUCACAAUCACAACAGCAGCAACAGCAACAGCAGCUUCAUUCGGCACCAUCCCCAGCGGUAACUUCAAAUGUUUAUUCUAAUGCUAGUACUAUGAAUGUUUACGUUCCUCCAACCGGAGUGAUUUCAGGAGCACCAUCUUCUUCCAUACAACAUCCUGCAUCUUUUCCUGCUGAACCCAGUACGGCUGUAAGUGGAGGCUAUUAUCAUGCACAUGGCUACAUGGGUAAUACAAUUCCAAGUCGGUCGGUUGCUGGUGCCUAUCCAGCUGUUGUAGGAAUGGGUAAUACAAUGGUUGGAAGUGAUCCGUAUAACCCAGUCUUGCGAAGAGAUAGUUUUGCUGCUGCUGCUAAUAAUUCUGUUGGUCCUACUCCUGCUCCCGCAUCUGUCACCGCUGGAAACGGUUGUGGACCAAUGAUGUGGCCAGUUGGAAAUACUGUUUCUAAUUCAAAUGAGAGCUAUAACGCUAAUGAAAAUGUUGACACGUACACUGAUGGCCACGAGCCGAAAAGCUGGUUCUAA